Molecule: messenger RNA, 3791 nt
Organism: Cucumis melo (muskmelon)
Lineage: Eukaryota; Viridiplantae; Streptophyta; Magnoliopsida; Cucurbitales; Cucurbitaceae
Exons: 7
Coding region: 316-1710 (464 amino acids)
Source: RefSeq, a predicted model, not a curated record
AAAUUCUUGUGAAAGUUGAGAAAUCAAAUUUUCUAAAGUAUCUAUUCCAUAUUCCAUAGGUUUGCGAAAACUAACGAUACCCAUAACAAAAACAAAAUAAAGAAAAACAAAACCCUAGCCAAUCGGAGCUCGGCCGGAAGUGAGCAAUAGUCUGCAGGCUGAAAGUGAGCUCCGGCGACGGCGGAAGAAGAGGCGGCAAAUCGGAGCGCAGAAUUUUACCUACCGUCAAAGCUUUAUUGUAUUGUAUAUAUCAUCAUUCCGCCAUUUUAGGUGCGGAAACACGGAGCUUCCAAUUCUUUUGCUCUACAUGGGCUAAUGGACACCACAACAACCACACUCUGCCUCUUCCUUCCAUAUCCAUUCAUUUCCCCUCGCCAUAACCUCCACUUCAACCGCCGUUUCUCCUCGCCGGACGCCCGACCACUCUUCACCCCUCUCUCCUGCUUCAAACCACGCCGUCGUACUCGUCGGAAAAACAGCCUCACCAAGCUCCGCACCACCACCCACCAUCCCUUCGACUCCUCAUCUUCUUCCUCUGAUUCGAACCUCCAAACUGUAAUUGAACUCGACCAAGUCGCCGCCGAAGCCUCCUCUCUUUUCUACUCCGUUUACUACACUUCUCGCUCCCACCUUCGCGAGUUUCUGUCAUCGGGAUUGGAUGCUUUCGAUGAUUUGCGGACAUUGAUUGCCUUUGAUGAUCAGAAUCGCACGCUGACCGUCUCUUGUCGUCGUUCCACUGUGGAAUUCGUUGGUCAAUUGGUGCUGUUGAGCUUUGUUGUGGUCUUUGUAGUUAAGGUUUUAUUUGGGAUUGUAUCUCGUUUAGGUAACAAAUUUAGUUCUGGGUAUACGGCCCCUGUGGUGAGAAGGGACCGGAGCCUUGGUGGACGAGAGGUUGUUGUUGGGACUAGGAGGAGUGUUGUAGCGCGAGAUAAAGGUAUGGGGAAGAAGAACAAUCUUUUAGGGUUAUUGGACAGUCCCGUGCUAGCGGACACAAUGGCUCUGACUGAUAUUUCAAGUGAAGUUUCGAAGAAUGGGGUUUGGGUUGGAGAAAGGUUGCCAAAAUGGUGGCCUCCGGCAGUCCCCCGACGGAAUGCUACGGCGAAUAGGCAAGAGUAUCAGAUAGAAGCUAACAGAUUAGUCCGAGCCCUUGUGGACAAUAGAAUGAGUGGGCGGGAUUUCAUGGAGGACGAUAUUGUUCAAUUGCGUGAAAUAUGCAGGAAAUCUGGAGUAAAAGUUUCCUUCAACACAGAAAAUAUGCGUGAUUCAUUUUAUCGAGCAUCUGUGGACUUUGUUUUAAAUAUCUAUAGCAGGACUCCCAUUUACCCACACUUAAUUCUUAUUAAUGGUGAGGAUGGUCCAAAUUUUGUUGCUGGGCUUGCUGAGGACAUUGGCAUUGAGAAUGUUCGUGCUGCCAGGAUAGUUUCUGCUGCUGUCGCUGCUAGAAUGCGUUCGUACUUCUUACAGGCCUGGGCUCUAGUGAUGCAAGACAGACAUUCAGAAGCAAAUGCGGAGUUGUUGAAGAUCUGUCACAUUAUCCAGAUAUUCCCUCCUGAGGAGUCCUCGCCUGAGAUGGAGAUGUUGACUCUAGGCUUGAAGAAACACUUGAAGGUAGAACAGAGAGAAUCAUUAAUGAAUAUGUUUAUUGGUGUUUGUGGUAAAGAUAGUCAUAGCACCGCUGCGGAAGCUCUUGGUUUGGUACACGGGGCAUGAAUCUCAAAUUUGCUACUUCUCAAAUUAAAAAAUAAAAUGAAAUAAAGCCACAUGGAAGUUUCUGUUGAAGGAUUUCCAGCUGAAUGGAGAAAACCCAAAGACGACUAGAUCCAAAUACUAGUUCUUGAAUAGGGUCUUUAUUAUUUCAGAAACUGCAGCUUGGGGAGUUGAUCAAACUUUGGAACUGAAUUUCUACGUUUGCAAGUAAUUGGAAAAAAGAUGAUUGCUUAGAUUGCCACAAUGCUCCCCCAAGGACAAAAAGAUUCAAAAAUUUUAUUCCAGCCAAAAACCAAACAAAAACUAAUAUUGGCUUUGACCAAAAGGAAUUGGGCUUAUACAUAAAUCUCCAAACCCAUUGACAAUGUGGAUCAUAAUUCUAAACUUCAAAGGUCCAAAUCCUAUUUGUCUAUCCCUUAGAAAUUUUCAAGGCUAAAUGGGAUCUAACCAAAGUUUUCGAGCCCCUCUCUUUGCUUGUUCAUUCUGUUUCUGAAAUGAAGGGAUAAAUUUCUCGCAUCUGGAGACUACAAACUUCAAUGAGAAAUGCAAAAUUGGUAUGUACAGAAUGUUUUACUAAAAGGAAGAGUUUCAGAACUAGAGUAAGGAACAUCCCGUUUAGAAGGAGACCCCUUUUCACUAUCCUGAAAAAUUCAUCCAAAAGCUUCUACAUUUGAAUUGUCAAGUACACCGUCUAAGAUUCUAAGUUGUAAUGCUCAGCCUAAUUAUAAUAACUUUUUUUUAAAUUACUUUUUUUUUAUUUGUAAGAAAUAGAGAUGUAUAUUCAUCUAAGUCAUCAAGUACAUCUAAAAUCCUUCAGAGAUGUGCUGCUCGUGCACUUUUUUGCUGUCUUUGAAAAGAAAGGAAUGAAAGAUGUUUGAAGAUAAAUUUGAUUAUUUCUUCUUGAGCUUUUAGCAUACAACUCAUUGGUGGUGCACGAAAUUAUAUCAAAUUGUUUCAUAGUUAUAGCCUUCAUAUGAUUAUUAACAAUCGGAGAGCUCUUUUUUCUUUUUCUCUUCGUUUUUUAAAUAUUAUUGGAGGGGGUUUCCUCUACCCUAUCUUUAGGUUGUUCUUUUGGCUCUUUUGAUGAAUAUACAUCUCUAUUUCUUAUUUAAAAAGAGAAAAAAAAAAAAAAGAAAGAAAGAAAGAAAAAAAGAAAGAAAAAAAGAAAGAAAGAAAGAAAGAAAGAAAGAAAGAAAAGUGAAACUAUUAUACUCAGGCUGCAAACCAGAUUCACAUAGCUCAGACUUCCGUCUCCACAUCAUGAUCCAUACAUGGAAGAGUAGGAGGCCUCGGGACAGAAGGGUUUUUCGUUGAAUAGGGAACUCCUUUUGUUUAAGGUCUUCUUUGAACCAUCGGGAGGAAAUUCAUUAGGACAGCUAUGGUUGAAAGAGAGGUUGUUAUGUCUCAAAAAAUUUGGUGGCGUUAUGGCUGUAUGUUUUUCUAAGAAAAUAAUUCUUCUAUUGCAUCUGAAUUAUGAGAAGAGUUCUUAUCCUCGGUUCCCUUUUUUCACCAUUAGAAUAAUGGACAGGCUUCAUUAAAACGGAUUUUAACUUCUUGGAUGCAUUGAGAACUUAUUGAAACGAAAGCAAAGGAUUCACAGGGGGUUGUCUUGGACCAGGAAGUACUUCUUGGUUGAUGCAAGGAGCAUCAACUACCCGAGUUAUAAUUGGAGAGGUCAUUUAAGGGUAUCUUGUGAUUAAUUAACCAUUGGAUGGGUUUUUUCUUAUAUGGUGAUACCAAUCUGUAGUGCAUUUGGGAGGAGUCCAUGUAGGAUUAUUUUGGUUAAAGUGAUCAUUUUCGUUCCUUUAACUUAGUGCAUUUGGGAAGAGUUCAUGUGUCUUAGUUCUACAAUUUUGGUAGCUUUAAGGUAAUGAGUAACAAUUGCUUUGUCCACUAAGUUAAGUUAUGUGCCUAAAUGCUUUAAUUAGUUACUGUUACUGUUACAUGCUAAUAUUACUUCAAUGUACAAAAUGGAACUCAAACGGUCACGUGUGUGUGCUCCUAUCCUUGUGGUCGAAGGUUCAAAUUGUCAUACUCUUAAAAAGAAUUAUUAUCUAUAUUCGUUGUGUUUAACUGUUAGUUUA